AUGCCACAUCCUCCAAUUCUCCGUGGUAUUCAACAAGUUAUUACUGCUCUACGAAACGUUGGUCACACUGUUGUCGAAUGGCAACCAUACAAACAUAAAGAUGCAGUUGAUUUAUUGAACAAAAUCUUUGCUGCUGAUAAAGGAGCAGCUAUAAGGCGCGCUAUCGAAUUAAGUGGGGAACCAAUUAUUCCAAAUAUUAAAAAAGCAAUUGAAUCAAAUUUGCCAGCAAUCGAUCUUGAAUCACUAUGGAAAAUGCACAGUGAUAAGUACAAGUAUCAAAAAGAGUAUUUGGCUCUUUGGCGGCAGCAGUCCCACGUCGACGCAUGGAUUUUGCCUGUAGCUCCACAUGCUGCUGUUAAACAUGAUGAUUUCAAAUAUUAUGGUUAUACUACAGUGAUUAAUCUACUUGAUUGGCCAGCGGUGACUAUACCUGUGACAUUUGCUGACAAAGAAAAAGAUAUCAUGAACAUGCAAUAUAAAAGUAUGAAUGAUUUUGAUGCGAAGAUACAUGAAGAUUAUGAUCCUGAUAUUUAUGAUGGAGCACCUGUAGGAAUUCAAUUAGUAGGCAAACGACUUCAAGAAGAAUAUUUACUUGGUUUAGCUGAACAGAUUGGUAAAGCCUUAGUGGCCUAG
Messenger RNA from Rotaria sp. Silwood2, 633 nucleotides. Lineage: Eukaryota; Metazoa; Rotifera; Eurotatoria; Philodinida; Philodinidae. The record is from the annotation of a GenBank genome assembly.